AUGGCCUACAUUCUGCUGUAUGUAGACGACAUCAUCCUCAUCACCUCCACCGAGGUCCUCCGCCAAUCAAUUAUGUCACUCUUAGCAUCUGAGUUUGCAAUGAAGGAUUUAGGCUCUCUAAGUUACUUUUUGGGUAUUGUAGUAUCUCGUCAUCCUGAUGGCAUAUUUCUCAGUCAAAGCACUUAUGCUUCGGAGAUCAUUGAACGUGUUGGCAUGGCGUCCUAUAAACCAUCAGUCACUCCUGUUGACACCAAGCAGAAACUUAAUACCUCCUCCGACACUUCUUAUGAGGAUCCCUCCUUGUAUCGGAGUCUUGCAGAGGCCCUACAGUAUCUCACCUUCACUCGACUUGAUAUAUCAUAUGAUGUUCAACAAGUUUGUCUUCACAUGCAUGCCCCUCGCACAGAACACAUGCUUGCUCUUAAGCGCAUUUUACGUUAUGUACAAGGCACCUUGCAUGUUAGACUACACUUAUCCCCAUCUCCCAUUAUAAAGCUUAUCUCCUACACUGACGCUUAUUGGGGUGGAUGUCCUGACACCAAACGUUUUACAUCUGGUUACUGUGUUUUUCUAGGUGACAACCUUAUUUCUUGGUCUUCCAAAAGGCAGCCAACUCUCUCCCAUUCCAGUGCUGAAGCCAAAUAUAGGGGGUUGCCAAUGUUGUCUCUGAAUCGUCAUCAGCACAUUAAGCAUAUUGAGAUGGACAUUCAUUUUGUUCGGGAAAAGGUACUUCGUGGUCAGGCUCGCGUCCUUCAUGUUCCCUUAAGACACCAGAUCGCAGACAUCUUCACCAAAGGACUUUCUCGCAUUCUCUUUGAGGAUUUUCGGACCAAUCUAAGCAUCUUUGAACCUCCCGCUUCGACUGCGGGGGUGUGA
Molecule: messenger RNA, 876 nt
Organism: Lathyrus oleraceus (garden pea)
Lineage: Eukaryota; Viridiplantae; Streptophyta; Magnoliopsida; Fabales; Fabaceae
Exons: 2
Coding region: 1-876 (291 amino acids)
Source: RefSeq, a predicted model, not a curated record